AUGGCCUGGCGUUUUAAGGCUUCUAAAUAUAAAAAUGCGGCACCCAUUGUGCCUAAACCUGAAGCAUGCAUUAGAGAUAUUAGUGUUGGAUCAUAUCAGACAUAUGGAAACAAUAUUUGUGCCUCAGCAGCAUUUAUGGCAUUCAAUUGGGAACAUGUUGGCUCAAGUAUGGCUGUGCUGCCUUUGGAUGAUUGUGGCAGGAAAAGCAAGACCAUGCCUUUACUUCAUGCACACUCAGAUACAAUAACUGAUAUGGAGUUUUCUCCAUUCCAUGACGGACUGUUACUAACUGGAUCACAGGAUUCUUUGGUAAAGGUAUGGCACAUUCCUCCAGAAGGCUUGAAGGAAUCACUUUCAACGCCAGAGUGCACACUGUCACAAAAGCAACGGAGGGUUGAGAAUGUCGGCUUUCACCCAGUUGCAGAUGGCCUUAUCCAUGUCGCUUCAGGUCAUGAACUUGCUCUCUGGGACCUGACGAAACAAAAGGAAGUAUUUGUAAACAAAGAGCAUUCAGAAGUGAUCCAGUCGACGUCCUGGAAGCAGGACGGUCGUUUGCUGGCGACGUCGUGCAAAGACAAAAAGGUGCGGGUCCUUGACCCUCGGACCUCGAGUCCCGUGUUAAGUGUCGCGUCCAGUCACCAGAACAUCAAGGACAGCAGGCUCGUGUGGUUGGGAGACAGUGACAGGAUAUUGACUACCGGUUUCGAUUCCGCGCGUCUCCGUCAGAUCAUGAUUCGCGACAUUAGGAAUCUGUCGGAAACACAGAAGACGUUGGAACUGGACUGUUCCACUGGGAUACUGAUGCCGCUCUUCGAUCCCGAUACGAAUAUGCUCUUCCUGGCUGGGAAGGGCGAUAUCACCAUACUUUAUAUGGAGCUGACCGACCGCGAGCCGUAUUUGGUUGAGGGCUUGAGGCAUUCUGGCGAGCAAACCAAGGGCGCUUGCUUAGUGCCGAAGCGUGCGGUUCGUGUGAUGGAAGGUGAAGUGAAUAGAGUUCUGCAACUGACCAGCUCUUCUGUAGUCCCCAUAAUGUAUCAGGUUCCCAGGAAGAGCUACCGCGAGUACCACGCGGAUCUGUACCCGGACACCCGCGGCGCCGUGACGUACGUGAGCGCAGACAUGUGGCUGCGGCGCGACGAGCGCCCCGUGCCCAGCAUCUCGCUGCACCCCACCGCGCGCGCGCACACGCAGGUUCAUCGAGGGAAUUUAGAAGAAAUGGUGAAAGCAAUCAAAGCAAUGCCCCCUCUAAAGAAAGCUGAAACCAAGCAAAUAGUGACGCAAAAAAUUGAAGAACCCUCUACACCAAAGCCGCAACCACCUCCAGAACCAAGAGACGAGGACCGUAUCGAUUUCGUUAACGUAAAAGAUCUAAUUAAAGGCAUGGAGAGACAGACCGUCGAACCCAAGGAUUACACGAAAGAUACAAAUGGUUUUCAUAAAAAAAUCACAGAUAAUGGUCAUGACUAUAAUGAGAAGAAACUUGAAGAUGCUGAAUUUGAAAAGCAUGAAAGGGAAAUAUGUCAUAUUUCAGAGAAGACGGAAAAUUCCGCUGAAUCGACUGAGGAAAGCGUAAAACCACUUGAGAAAACCGACAGCACAGAGUCUACUGAGUGUACCUUGUCAAGAAGUAACAGUUUAAUUAAUGGUAUUCCAGUGCAGGCACCGAAACCUUUGCCUAGGUCAUCAAUAUCCGAGGCUGGGUCUAUGGACGAACAUUCUGAAGCGCCUAAACCCAAACCUAGAACUAGCACAGGUUCUGUUGGAUAUAAGCCUCGUCUGGGACCAAAACCGUUUUCAGCAUCUUCGAGUAGCGAGGAGUUCUCCUUCGACAAGGUGUUCUCUGUGCCUGCUGUACCUGGCGUCGUAAAGUCUGAUUCAAUGACCUCGCCGGUGUCCGGUCCGGCAUCGACGCCGCCUGUUACUUCCACUCCUAUUGCGAAAGAGACGGAGGAGAAAGAGAAGUCGCUUUCGCCGACUAGUGAUGUGGAGAUACCUGCUACAAAAGAAGAUUACAGCAAUGGCAAAUCCGACACAAGUCUAGAAGAGGACAUUAACUCAUCCGAUUCUGGGUACAUGCCGAAGACACCAGGCUAUGCCGAGAGAAGGAAAAUGUUCGAAGCCACCGACGGCAGCAAGCAGUCCAUAGCGGAGCGGCGGCGCGCGUACGAGGCGCGCUCCGUCAGCGUCGCCGGCGACAGCGAGCCGCCCGCUUCUCCCGCACCGCUGAGGCGUAGAGACUCAUUAAAAUCCCGCAAGAGUCCAGAUCGCGAGGAAAAGAGAUCGUCUGUGCCCAAUGUCACCACAAAAAGAACUUCCACAGUUUUUGGCAAAGUUUCGAAGUUUCGACAUUUGAAAGGUACGCCGGGACACAAGUCAACACAUGUCGAAAACAUUAAGAACAUCAGUCGACAAAUAUCCGGCGAGUGUAAUGGAUUUUACGCGAACGGCGUGCGGUGCGCGGUGCCGAUCAGCGGCGGCGGCGGGCGGCUGGGCGUGCUGGAGCUGCCGCGCGGCGCCUCGCCCGCCGCCCGCGCGGCGCGCGCGCACCCGCCGCUGCACGCCGCCGCGCUGCUGCACGCCGCCGCGCUCACCGACGCCGCCUGGGACCCCUUCGACGACACGCGCCUGCUCGUCGCCUGCGACGACGGACAAGUGCGCGAGUGGAUACUGCCGCACGACGGUCUACAAGAGUCAACAAACGAACCCAACCGUACCUUCUCAGCACAUCCAGACAAAAUUUAUUUAAUCCGCUUCCACCCGACCGCGUCAGAUUUAUUAACCACGGCAGCUCACGACUUAACGAUAAAACUAUGGGAUCUGUCACAGCCCGAACCUCAAGCAGCAAUCACGUUAACUGGGCACACUGAUGCAAUUUUCGCACUGGACUGGUCGCCAUGCGGAGAAUAUUUAGCUACUAUCUGCAAAGAUGGUCUUAUUCGGAUAUACAAGCCUCGAGAAUCCUCCGAGCCAAUCAGGAGUGGACCGGGUCCCGCAGGAAGCCGGGGCGGGAGAGUAGUGUGGGCGCUCAACGCUACACAUCUUGUUGUUACUGGUUUCGACAAAGUGUCGGAGCGUCAGAUCCUGUUGUACAAGGCGUCGGAGCUGUCGGCUCCCGUGUGCACGGUGGGUCUGGACGUGUCGCCCGCCAUCUUACAAACGCACAUUGAUCAUGAUUCUGCAACGCUGUUCCUCACUGGACGGGGAGAUUCGACGAUAUACUGCUACGAAGUUACAAGCGAGCCGCCAUAUUUGUGUGCGUUGUCGCAUCACCGAGCUGCCACGUUACACCAGGGUAUCGCCUUCCUCCACAAGAACCUUGUAGCCGUCGAAAAGGUUGAAUUUGCACGAGCCUUAAGACUUACGAAUGGAAAUAUUGAACCACUUUCAUUUACGGUGCCUAGAAUAAAGAGCGAGCUUUUCCAAGACGAUCUGUUUCCCGCGACGCUGGUGACGUGGGAGCCGUGGCUGUCUGCUCGCGAGUGGCUCGCCGGCAAGCACGUGCCGCCGCGCACCGCCUCGCUGCAGCCGCCCGGCAUGGAGCCGCUGUCGGCACACACGCAAUGUCCCGUCUCCCGUGAUAAACCCAAAGAAGUGCAGAAGCCAAAACCUGAUCUCAUCAAGUCACAUGUACCUCUUGAUCCAAAAGAAAAGCAGGAAAGUAUUAUGAAAUCAAUGAGUGCGAGAGUCCAAGUGAAUUUGAAGCUGGAACAGGACAGUAUGGAGGGCGUUGAUGAAUCCGAGUGGGACCAGUGA
Parnassius mnemosyne (clouded apollo) is the source of this 3753-nucleotide messenger RNA. Lineage: Eukaryota; Metazoa; Arthropoda; Insecta; Lepidoptera; Papilionidae. The record is from the annotation of a GenBank genome assembly.